AGUGUGGCGGGACCCCGGACAUGGUGGCAGCGUUUGGGUCUCUUGGCUGCGCCGCAGAAUCCUCACGGUUCGAAGGAACUCUUGAGAUCAUCCGAGACAGGGGCUCCCGGAGCAGGUGACACAGUGUUGCUCACUAAGAUACCGGGUUCGUUACCCGGUGUGCAACAAGCCAAUAAUUACACACUCGGAGAUUGUUUUAUAUUAGAAUAGUGCUAGCCUUGGGUGCUCAGUGGUGUUCCAGAAAUCAAGCACUCCAACUCUCAACAUUUUUUACUGUUUAUACGUCUUAACAAACAAAGGAAUUAGUGUUCACUGGAUACAAGUCAUGUAGUUCUCUUACUAAUUUGUAUCCUAUUUUCUAUUGGCCAGUGCUUCUCUUUGCUUCUCAUACUAAUUAUGGUCUGACUUUCUCUUCGUUUAGGUCGGUGGGUUGGUGGUCGUGAUCUACCCCUGCUGGAAUUACCUUUCACCAGUUGGAGCUGAUUUCAGCCCAAGUGCUGAGCUGGAUUUAUUAGUGUCUUCCUUGCUGUGGGAGUUCUUGUAUAAUGUCUUUGUGGGCCAUAAAUUCUGCAUUCUUCGUGUCCGCUGUCAGUGGCAUGUCCUCCUUCCCAAGCUUUGAUAACCUCCCCCUAAACCUAAGAUAACUGAAACAUGUCAAGCCCUAAAAGUUAACAAAGCAGUUCUACCAAAAAUUAUUUUUUCCCCCAAUAUUUGGACAUCACUUAGAGAUUGAUACCUGCUGUUUCGUGGAUUAAAUCUCCUUCCUUGCUGAUUAGGCUAGAAAGUACACAAAGGUUAAACAUCAAGUAACAUCUUUUCUUAAGAAAAUUUUACGUAAUCCACAUUUUGAAACAACACAAAUGCUUGGAGAUGAGUUUUGAGUAUCUCUAAAGAGGGGGAUUCCACACCUUGCCUGGGCAGCUGUUCCAGUGCUCUGACACCUUCAGUGUAAUGAAGUUCUCCCUCCUGCUUUAGAUACAUGCUUCAUGAUAUACAUGCACGCUAUGUAUUGCUGGGUCAUGUGUUUAAAAUAUUGUCAAAAUCCGAUUUUAAUGGGAAUACCUCAGCAGGUGUGUGGUGCGCUAAGGCUGUGAUUAAGAAUCGCCAGGGACAGAGGAGGAUUUACUCACGCUUCAGUUUUUAUUUUAAAUUUUUUUCUGUUUUCUAUUUGCACUAAAAUCACAGACUUUUUUCUACUAGGUGCUGCCUGAAAAAAUAAGUUGACCCACAUACGAGUGGGAAGAAAAAUAAUCGUGUCAGAAGUGGGAUUCGAACCCACGCCUCCAUACGGAGACCAGAACACCCAAACCCGCCACGGGAAGGCGCGGAACGCCUUGAGUCUGGCGCCUUAGACCACUCGGCCAUCCUGACACUGCAUGUGCAGUGCCGACCGGGACAAACUUAGCACUAUCAUCGUGGCCGUACCUCGCUGCUCCGUGACCCUCGCUCCCUCACGGACAGCCCGUUUGCACUCGGGAGGUGCGGGAGCGCAGCCAGACACCCGCCAGCUCGGCCCGGCCACGGAGCUCCGCCGCAGCGAGGAGGAGCCCGGCGUUACCCACAGGCCCCCGCCGUGCCGCCACUUCCGCCGCGACCAUUUUGUUCUUCACCGGCGUCAAGGGUACUCGCUGGGCUCUCAUCAUGUUCCCGGUGGCCAGGGCCGCGCAGAGCCUCGUCGCUCGUGGCAUCCAGCGCACUGCAGUCAGACAAGCUCAUCACAAGCACGAGCCAACCUUCCAUGAUAAAUAUGGAACCAUGGUCCUCCUUGGUGGAGCUGCUAUGUUCUCUGCUGUCUGGGGCUAUGUGCUCACACAGCUUAAAAUUGAGUGGGGCUUUUCACCUGUUGGCAGAGUCACUCCAAGGGAAUGGAGGGAGUAACAGCCUCUGCUUCUAAUGAACUGGUCUAAACUUUCACUGAGAAAAUGGUCAUGUAAUGGUAUUUGUUCCCUGAUUACCACUUGGACAGUGGCAUUCCUGGUCUAAUAAACAUACCUAGAAAUCUG
Molecule: messenger RNA, 2003 nt
Organism: Cinclus cinclus
Lineage: Eukaryota; Metazoa; Chordata; Aves; Passeriformes; Cinclidae
Product: cytochrome c oxidase subunit 7B, mitochondrial
Exons: 3
Coding region: 1642-1878 (78 amino acids)
Biological process (GO): mitochondrial electron transport, cytochrome c to oxygen
Source: RefSeq, a predicted model, not a curated record